GCAAGACUACUUAGAUUAGUAUCGAACGUAGCGUCACUCAGAGGUAUAUGGGAGUGCGUGGGACGACAGAGGGCCUUAAUUCAAGCAGACGCCUAUAGGACUGGCACGAAAGGAUAUCAAAAGUCUACGGAACAGCUAUGUCAUCCGUGA
Messenger RNA from Bipolaris maydis ATCC 48331, 150 nucleotides. NCBI's taxonomy places the organism in Eukaryota, Fungi, Ascomycota, Dothideomycetes, Pleosporales, Pleosporaceae. The record is from RefSeq and is a predicted model, not a curated record.